AUGAACGCACAGACAGCAAUCCGGCGUAUCGAGGCUGCUCUUCGUCGGCUCGAAGGCAAGCCUGUCGAGGAAGACCUUCUUGGCUUGGUUCCCAUGGGUCGACAAAUUGGAAUCGGUCGAGGCAUAUCCGCUGGUCUUGGUGGAUCUCGCCGUGGAGAUUGCAGAGGUCGGGCUCUGGGUCGUGCUACCAGUUCGGGUCGUAGUAACUUUGCUAUUGGUCGUCGGGAUAGCAGCAACAGAGGGAGUGGCUUUAAUAAUUAUGGGAAAGGAGCUGGUCCCAGUAUUGGUGUCGUAACUCACUCGUACGGCAGAGGAAAUUAUGGGCGUAUUGAUGGUGACACCAACAGUUCCAGUCUCUUCGAAGUAUCAGGGAAUCGGGCUACUAAUUCAUUUAACCCGGGUCGGAUAUGCACUUCUCUUGGUAGGCCAGAGACUGGAACUCUGCUUUCGGGGGCCCGAAGGUCGGGGACACUACCUGGUUGUUCCAGACAUACUGACUCUUCUCUCAAGCGAAAAUGA
Molecule: messenger RNA, 519 nt
Organism: Protopolystoma xenopodis
Lineage: Eukaryota; Metazoa; Platyhelminthes; Monogenea; Polystomatidea; Polystomatidae
Source: the annotation of a GenBank genome assembly